UGGCCACCAUGGGAAACACAUUGUCCAUGCAAAGAGAACCCGAAGAUCAAGAUACUAUUCAUAUAACAGCGUACUCACAGGUUUCAUCUGAACCUCCUGAGAACCUUAAGAAUGGGCCUGCUACAAUCCAGCCUGUACAGACUGUUCCUUCUGCAAACGGAGAUGCAGUGGAUGCAAGAGUGAGUGUUGUCCAGAAUAAUGCGGCUGUUUCUUCCCAGAAGACAAUGGAGCUAAGCUCCAUCUCUGAGGCCAAUGAAAAUAAUCUUGGGAAGGCAGCCAAGACAGCCCCGCCAGCUGCCAAAUCUCGAUUUGUCUUUGCGUUUUCACGGCCUGUACCAGGACGUACUGAAGAGCAGGCAACAAAUUCAUCGGCUGGAUCGGCUCAGCUUGAUGUCAGCUCAGAAGCACCCCAAGCGAACAAAGCCUUGAGUGAGAAUGCGGACCUUCCUGCUGCAGCUGUGACAGAGGAAGCUUCAGAUAAAAACCUAAGCAAAGCAUCUCUCAGUGAAAUUGAACUCACGGCACCAGGCAAGGCAGAGGAGGAGGAUGCUUUGCCGAAGCCCAAAGAGUUAACCUUUUUUGACAGGCUCUUCAAAGUGGAAAAGGGGAAAGCCAAGAACAAAACACAAGAGCAAAGCCAAGAGGAGGUGAAGGCAGAAAAUCCACGUGGCGCCAUCACAGUAGAAGACCCUGCAGGAUUACAAAGCACAUCAGAGAAUGUCUUGCAGGAAAAGGACGUAACAGAUGAGCACAACCAAAACACUCUGCAGCUGGACUCAGCAGGUGACAGUUGCUUGGCAGCUGAGGAUCUUGCCCAAGGAGAGGUAAAACCAGAGAACGUUAAGACAGCAGCUGGGGCUGACGAUAACAACUCUGUCAUCAUGAGUUUCUUUAAAACCCUGGUAUCUCCAAGCAAAACAGAUUCCAAGGGUGACUCUGAGGAUAAGGUGAAGAAAGGUGCCCAACAAACAGAAAAUACCAAAAGUAUUGAGCAACCUGUAAUCACUACUACUGUAAAAUCAGAAGCAAUUGUUGCUCCGUCACAAGAGAGCCCAGCAAUAAAGCAGAACACAAAAGCCCCUGAACCUCCCGUACAACAGCCAGCAACAGCAUCAGUGGUUGUCACCAAUGAAAGUCCAAAAGACAUAGUAACAAAGGAGAUAUAUUCUUCCACUCCUACACCGCUAAGUAAAUUAUUUUGGAAAAAGACUCCAACAGAUGACAUCGAGGUGAUAACCACUGAGAGGAUUGAAGCAUCUCCCGAGGUCCCAGCUAAAGACGAAAGCAGGCGCCAGGAAGUUGCAGAAAUCAAGACCAAAGGAGAUGAGAAGCCCAGCAAAACAAACCUGAGGAAAUUCUUUAAAUUGUCAGUCAGAAGAGAUGCAGGGGUAACUCCUUCAGAAGAGGUAAAUGGGCAAGGACCUGAUCCCCAAACACUGGACUUCAAAGACAGGCCCUUGACCCAGGCUGAGAACAGAGAACCUGUGGGUGAGAAGAGUCAAGAGAGCUCAACAGAGAAGCUGAACAAGCAGCAAGAAAACCAACAGGAAGCCAGAGACCAGCAAGACUCCAGAGAGCAAGAAACAGCUGAGACGGACUCCCUUCAGAAUGGAGGAGAAGUCACAAAGGCAAACACCCCCAAGAGAGCAGAGAAGAAACAGUCGUUUGGAGGGUUUUUUAAGGGCCUUAGCCCCAAACGGAUGUCUGAUGCUGAAGUGCAAACAGAUCCAGUAUCAAUUGUGUCUGUCGUGAAACCCAAGUAAUGAAAACUCUGAACUGACUGAAGAAUCAUUGGAUCCCCGUCAUCCCCCACACAUACCAUUAAGUUAAAAAAAGAGUUGACUUUUGUUAAUUUCUCUUCCCUUCUGCUCCUUGCUUUCACGGCGUUUGCCAAACAAGUGCUGUGCCAGGCUCAAGCAAAAACUCUGUUUAAAAAAUAAAACCUGUUCAUGGUUAUAAGUAGCAAAGUCACAGAAACAUCAACUUUUAAGAGUAUGCUUCAAAUUGAUUUUCAAGUUAUUAAUAUUAUAGGAAAGGCUGAAAUGUACAGGACUUCUAACUCAUUCUCAUCUAUUUUCUUCGAUGUAAUAAAAUGGGGGAAAUUAGCUUUUGGAAAUAAAGUAAUUAAGGUAUUAACAAAGAUGCAACACAAGGGGGCAGACCUGGAGCUCUUUAUAUUACUAACUCAAAAGAUGUAUUUACUUUUGUGAUAUUAAUUUUUUUUCUUAUCAUUAAAGGAAGAAAAUCACUUCAGUUUUUACAGACACUUUUUUCGUUUAUAUAUUUCGUUUAUGCCUGUAACUAAACUUAAUUUCUUUUUAAAAAAAACACCACCACCAGAUCAUAGGACUCAACACAAUUUUGCCUGCUUUAUGAAGAUCCUGUGAGAUGCAAAUUUAAUUGUGUUUAUGGAAAAAUCGGAUAUAUCUAAAAGUGAGGAAAAAUAAGACUAAUGUUAUCAACUGGCAUUUGAAUUCUAGAUAGUUGUAUAUUUUGAUUUCCUUCUGAUUCAAUAAA
Messenger RNA from Rhineura floridana, 2517 nucleotides. It is a transcript of the gene BCAS1, whose product is annotated as brain enriched myelin associated protein 1. The transcript is spliced from 11 exons. The record is from RefSeq and is a predicted model, not a curated record. Gene Ontology annotation, biological process: myelination. Lineage: Eukaryota; Metazoa; Chordata; Lepidosauria; Squamata; Rhineuridae. Bases 9 to 1763 code for a protein of 584 amino acids.